GGAGCCACCACCCCGCGUCCGAAAAUGUGGGCGUGGCUUCCCUCCCGGGUUGUCCCCCAGAAAGUCGGUGGUGGUCUGCGGGCCGUCCCGGCGCCCCAGCUCCCGAGCAGGCCACUGCGUCGGACUCUAGUGGUGGUGGUGCUGCCAUUAGUUUUGAGGACGGUGCCUUUGCCCUAUGUCUGGAGUUGGUUAGCCUUCGCUUUCAUUUCCAAGUUAAGACAUUAAAGCUGACAAGGAAGCUUUGCCCGAAGUUUUUACAUACAAAUUCUACUAGUCACACUUGGCCGUUCAGUGCAGUUGCUGAAUUAAUAGAUAAUGCUUAUGAUCCUGAUGUGAAUGCUAAGCAGAUAUGGAUUGACAAAACAGUGAUAAACAAACAGACGUGCUUGACAUUCACUGACAACGGGAAUGGAAUGACUGCAGAUAAAUUACAUAAAAUGCUAAGCUUUGGCUUCAGUGACAAAGUCACCAUGAGUGGUCACGUCCCGGUUGGGUUGUACGGCAAUGGCUUCAAGUCUGGUUCGAUGCGUUUGGGUAAAGAUGCGAUUGUUUUUACCAAAAAUGGAGAAAGCAUGAGUGUGGGCUUCUUGUCUCAGACAUACUUGGAAGUUAUAAAAGCAGAGCAUGUUAUUGUCCCAAUAGUGGCGUUCAACAAGCACCGACAGAUGAUUAAUUUAGCAGAAUCAAAAGCAAGCCUUGCUGCCAUUCUGGAACAUUCUCUAUUUUCUACGGAACAGAAAUUACUGGCAGAACUUGAUGCUAUCAUGGGUAAGAAGGGGACAAGGAUCAUCAUUUGGAAUCUUAGAAGCUACAAAAAUGCCACAGAGUUUGAUUUUGAUAAAGAUAAAUAUGACAUCAGAAUUCCUGAAGAUUUAGAUGAGACAACAGGGAAGAAAGGCUACAAGAAGCAGGAAAGGAUAGACCAAGUUGCCCCUGAGAGUGACUAUUCCCUGAGGGCUUACUGCAGUAUAUUAUACCUAAAGCCAAGAAUGCAGAUCAUCUUACGUGGACAAAAAGUGAAAACACAGCUAGUUUCGAAGAGUCUUGCCUACAUUGAACGUGAUGUUUAUCGACCAAAAUUUUUAACUAAAACGGUGAGAAUUACUUUUGGAUUCAACUGCAGAAAUAAAGAUCAUUAUGGGAUAAUGAUGUAUCACAAAAAUAGACUCAUCAAAGCUUAUGAAAAAGUUGGAUGUCAGUUAAGGGCGAACAACAUGGGCGUGGGAGUAGUCGGAAUUAUAGAGUGUAAUUUCCUAGACCCGACUCACAAUAAACAGGAUUUCGACUACACUAAUGAGUACAGGCUUACAAUAGCAGCACUAGGAGAAAAGCUGAAUGAUUACUGGAAUGAAAUGAAAGUGAAGAAAAAUUCAGAAUAUCCUCUAAAUCUGCCAGUUGAAGAUAUACAGAAACGUCCUGAUCAGACAUGGGUUCAGUGUGAUUCCUGUCUAAAGUGGCGAAAACUACCAGACGGGAUAGAUCAGCUUCCAGAAAAAUGGUACUGCUUCAAUAACCCUGACCCACAGUUCAGAAAUUGUGAUGUUCCGGAAGAACCUGAAGAUGAAGAUUUGGUGCAUCCCACUUACGAGAAAACCUACAAGAAGAAAGACAAGGAAAAAUUAAGGACCAGACACCAGGAAAUCAGCCCACGGAUUAAUGCUGACCAGUUUCGAACAACCCCCGUGUCGAGUCAAAGCUUUUCGCCUGUGAAGGAAAGUGUUCCAAGAGGACACCCUUCGGAAACAGCAAGUACUUACACAACGAGGCUUAUAAAUAAUCGAGUUUCCUCCCAGUCUGAACCUGAGAGCAACAGCCUAAAACGGAGACUUCCUAUUCGUUCCUCAAUUUUGAAUGCAAAGAAUCGGAGAUUGAGUAAUCAAGCAUUUGAAAAUUCAACAUAUAAAGAAGAUGAUGAUGAUGAUGAAGACGUCAUCAUCUUAGAAGAAAACAGUACUCCGAAGCCUGCGGGCGAGCACGAUGUUGAGGUGAAAGCGGAGCAGGGCCACGUGGAGCAGGGCGGCACUGUGGUCGGGCCGUGCAGUGGCGACGAACCUCGGAGCCAGACAAGCGUGGCGGGCGCCUCAGCCUCCAGGUGUGACCAGGGGAUGUCUGCAGCCACCCAGACAGAAGCACCAAGUUUAGUUGUUAAAAAGGAAGAGACUAUUGAAGAUGAGAUAGACGCGAGGAAUCAUGUGUCUGUCCUGCCAGCCUGUGGAGAGGCUGAGGUGAAGACACUCGAGACCCAGGAAACCUUUGAUAAAUCUGUGGGUGAUUGCCAGUUAAAUGACCUGAGGAGUGAGCUCCUUGUAGUUACCCAAGAAAAAGAGAAUUAUAAAAGACAGUGCCAUGUGUUUACUGACCAGAUCAAAGUGUUACAGCAGAGACUCGCGGACAUGAACGACAAAUGCGUGAAGAAGGAAACUUGCCAUCAGUCUACUGAAACCGAUGCCGUGUUUUCACUGGAAAGUAUUAAUGGCAAGUCUGAAAGUGCAGACCAGGUGCUGUUGCAGUAUCAGCAAGCUUUGGAAGAAAUCGAGAAGCUGAAAAAGCAAUGCAGUGCUUUGCAGCACGUGAAGGCUGAAUGCAGUCAGUGUUCCAGCAGCGAGAGUAAGAGUGAGAUGGACGAGAUGGUCGUGCAGCUGGAUGACGUGUUUAGACAGCUGGACAAAUGCACUGUUGAGCGGGACCAGUAUAAACAUGAGGUUGAGUUAUUGGAGAUGGAAAAAUCACAAAUCCGUUCAAAGUGUGAGGAACUGAAAACUGAAAUCGAACAAUUGAAAUCGACAAGUCAGCAGUUAGGACCAGAUGUCUCAACUUCAAGCACCGUGGAGGAGUCUGUAAACUUUGCUGACGGGGAGAGCCUUAAACUUCGAUCCCUUCGAGUUAACGUGGGACAGCUGCUGGCCAUGAUUGUACCUGACCUCGACCUUCAGCAAGUGAAUUAUGAUGUUGAUGUAGUUGAUGAGAUCUUGGGGCAGGUUGUUGAACAAAUGAGUGAAAUCAGUAGUACUUAAAGUCUGUCUGAUGUGAGAUAAUAAAAAUGUAUUCACUCAGCCCUUUUGGUUGUACAACUUUCAGGAUGUGCAGUGCUGCCUGGAGCCCGGCUGAGCGGGGAGCCCGGCCGCCGCUGCCGUCGCACCCUCGGGAAGAGCUGCGGUCUGGCUUCAGCAGCUGCACAGCUAACUCCCCGUUGCUCUCCCAUGUAAAUACUUGUAAUUAAUUCUGCACAUAUUUUUUUAUUACCCCGGAGGACUUAUGUUUUUCACCAAGAGCUUUUCAGGAGCCCUGACCUUUGUGCAAUCUUUUCUGGUUCCCCAAAAUGUAUUUUUCUCAAACUUGAGGACUGUGCCAUAAAUACAAAUGGAAACGUUACCUUUGAUUUUCUUACUGAGAAGCUUAAACAGGAUUUUUAAAAUUAUAAUGACUCCUGAUAAGUUGUAACUCAAUUGAGCUUUAGUGUUUGUUUUCUAUAAAUCCUAUCUCUGAAAUAUUUUAUUCAUAAAAAUAAGGUAUUAUGGAAUUGACCAUUCAUUUGCCGGGAUUUUUCUUGUGCUGAGAUUGCCAAUCAUGGUUAAACACAGAGUGUUUUUAUAGAACAAAGAAUGAAUCUUUAGUAUUAAAAAAGUAUGAAAAAUAUUAAAUGUCCCACACCUGCUUGGAGACACAGUUUGGCUGCUUAGUCAGCAUGGCGUGGGCGCAGUGACCGCUGGAGAUUUCCUUCUGUGAAGUUUCCUGUACAGCCUUGGUAGGAUUACUGCAGGUAAUGUGCACUGAGGAAGACAAUCUUUCUCUAACAAUAAUGCAUACUUUUUACUACAGUGCAGACCUGAGUGUUUUACAUCCUGGAGGUGAGCCGCAAACUGCCCAGGGCUACAGUGUUACCUGCCAUAAAAAGUAUGCUUUAUUGGCCAUGUUGUGUGCAAUUUAAAGAGAUGGCUUUUAUUAAGUAUAACUAUGUGUAUAUAAUUAAGAAUCGUAUUUUCCAUAACUAAAAUGUUUAUUAUUUUUUCAAAGUUUUAUCAUUGCUAUUUAUUUUUACUUUUGUUUCUGAACAUUCGGUACGUGUUCCUUUUGUAUGUACGGUUAAUUACAUGUCUGUCAUAUGUUUAAAAUUUUUACUGUACAUUAACUUCUAGAGAAAGCAAAUAAAUGAAGAUUGUUUUUA
Messenger RNA from Condylura cristata (star-nosed mole), 4165 nucleotides. It is a transcript of the gene MORC3, whose product is annotated as MORC family CW-type zinc finger 3. Lineage: Eukaryota; Metazoa; Chordata; Mammalia; Eulipotyphla; Talpidae. Gene Ontology annotation, molecular function: zinc ion binding; ATP hydrolysis activity. The transcript has 18 exons. Gene Ontology annotation, cellular component: PML body; nucleus. The record is from RefSeq and is a predicted model, not a curated record. Bases 414 to 3014 code for a protein of 866 amino acids.